Molecule: messenger RNA, 2433 nt
Organism: Vespa velutina
Lineage: Eukaryota; Metazoa; Arthropoda; Insecta; Hymenoptera; Vespidae
Product: KIF-binding protein
Exons: 1
Coding region: 298-2127 (609 amino acids)
Molecular function (GO): protein binding
Source: RefSeq, a predicted model, not a curated record
AAUUUAAUCAUUUAAACAAAGAAAGUAAUUCGCCAAAUGGAAUAUAUGUAUAUACACACAUACACGUAUAUUUUAUUGAAUUGAAGAUUAUUAAUGGUAGUAUACUUUGUUAUCACGUAAAAACAAUUCAAGAGGAGGGGUUAUAUAGCUGUUUGCUACUGACAGCUAAUCUGUGUUCCUUAAAGUGAUGUGAUCGCGAGUUAUUUUAUUAUCAGUAAUCUAAAAAAUAAAUAUUAUUAAUAAAAGAAAAAACAGUAUAUAUUAAAACAUUUUCUAGCAUACUUUCCAAGGAUUACAAUGUCGUUUGAACAAUUAAAUGGAAAAUUGUCAUUUAUCACAAAAAAAUUUGCCGAAGUCAGAGAACUACUGGACGAACAUCGAAAAUCUGAUUUAGAGCGCGAACCUUAUAAAUUAAAAUAUGCAGCUAUAGAUCUACUUAAAGAAAUAGAAUUAAAUCUUAAUAAUACCAUAAACAGUGAACAAGAAGAAAAGGAUAAAAAUUUAAUAACACUAUUACUUGCUAUUACUCAUUUAAAUAAAGGGAUACUUCAUGCUGAUACAGAAGAAUUAAAAGUUGCUGAAGAGCAAUUUAUGAAAUGCAUUGAUCUACUGAGGGGUAGAGAAUUGGAACCAGAAGGUGUUUUACCAGUUUUAGCGAGUCUCAAUCAAUUGGGUAUAAUUUGGUCUCAAUGGAAUCAACCAGCAAAAGCUAAAGCAUUUCUUGAUAAAGCAGAACAGAUUUAUAAAGAUUUCACAGAUACAAAAAAUUCUUGUUGUGAUCCUGUUGAUUUGGUAUCAAAUUUUGGUAUUGUAGAUGUUAAAGAAGGUUUAAGUACUAAGCACGUACUAGAAAAAAUACAUAUAUUGACAUUAUAUUAUCUUGCACAAGUAUAUGGAGCUUUGAAAAAUCAUCACAAAUCUGCAGUAUAUUGUCACAUCACAUUGCGCAGGCAAUUAGAACAAAAUGAAGUAAUACAAGACUUAGAUUACAUAGAAUGGGCUCUUAAUGCAGCUACUCUAUCACAGUAUUUUAUGGAAAAUGAAGGUUUUACUCAGGCCAGACAUCAUUUAGCUGUAGCAUAUUACAUAUUGGAAAAAUAUGAAAAUAUGAUGAAAGAAAAAGAAAAUGAAGCAGACAGCGAAAUAGCUGCGGCUGAAUGUGAACGUUUCAAGCACAGAAGUGCUGAUGUAGCUAGAUGCUGGGCUAAAUAUGGGAUAUUAUUGCUUAGUUUAUCAAAACAGCGUCUUAUACAAAAAGCAGAAAAGGAUGAAACUGAUCCCCAUGACACCAGAGACAGUCAAUUGAAUUCUAAGUCAGAAAAAGAUUCAGAAAAAUCUUUUGAUGAUUUAAAAUUUGAUAUUCUGAUAGAUGAUAUCAAACCAUUUGUAAAUCAGAUAACAGAUACAUACCUUUUGGAUUUUAAUGAUGCCAAACCUGUAUUUUUAAAUAUUCAAAAAUGGUUAGAUCAAGCAAAAGCAUAUUAUACUCUAGAUAAUCAUGCAUCAGAUUAUGUAGAAAUUAUACAAGAUAUAUCCCAAGCAUACAAAUAUUUAUCAUUUUUCGAAGAAAAUGAAGAUCGUCAGGCGAAAAUGCAUAAACGUAGAAUAGAUAUCUUGGAAGCUACUGUUAAAGAGUUAAAUCCUCAAUACUACAAAACUGCAUGUAGACAAAUUUGGAUGGAAUUAAGCGAAACAUAUUCCGAUAUUUUAGAUAUUAAGUUGGAUCGUUUACGAAUAAGCGAAGAUAAAACAGACCCUCAUGCUUUAAUGAAAAUCAAUCAUUUGGCUAAAAGUGCUAUUAAAAAUUUUCAAUUAUUUUUAGAUUCCCUAGAGAAUAAUUCUACAGACGCAAGGACGGUAACAUUUCCUCACGAUCUCGUGCAACCUGCGUUAGGUGCCUAUUUUCAGAUGGGAAGAUUGUAUAAUAAAAUCAUAACUCUUGACAAAUCUAUACAAUUGCAGAAUACUCAGAAUAGUAUUAAUGCCUACCGAUUUGUAAUUGAUUAUUGCGAAACUCAUCCCGAAGCUGCGGAGAUAAUGAAACAAGAACUGAAUUUAUGUGAAGAGAUCGUUAAUUUGCUUCCUAUGAAAGUUAAUAAAUUAAAACAAGAAUUAUUGGAACAAUAAAUUCAUUUGAAUAUUUAAGACCAUAUCUAUUAAAUAAAUAAUUCCAUGUGACCAGUAGUCUCGAGAAAAUCGAAUUUGACUGUUUUAUGUAUAUUGAAUAUAUGACGUUUUGUUUUUAAACGCAAUGAAGAGUAUCUAUGCAUAUAUUUGUGAAAUAUGUUUAUAAGUAUAUUAAUGUUAAAAAGGACUAUUAUGUAAUUUUUUGAUGUAAAAUUUACACGAUUUUUUGCUAGAUCAAGCACCUACAAUUAAUCUAUUUUAUUAUGAAGUUCUGAAAUAAAAAAUAAAUGUAAAUCAAUCUAAAAA